AUGGGAUCCCCGCUGAUGCUGGUUGCGCUGGCACUGGCGGCACUCACAGUCGCCUCCCUUCCUUCUGCGACCCUUGGGGCCGUCACCCUCGGAGAUGAGCUGACCGCCUCGGAGUUUUUCGAUGAAACGGCCCUCACGACAAGCUGCAGCCAGCUGACCGCGUCUGCUGUUGGCUACUACUUUGAGAGCGGCCAAGCCACCGGCAUCUCCCGCUCACGUUGCACACUUGGCGGUUCCUGCCAGUGCGACCAGCUUGACACCUGCGAUACCGGUGACUGCCUCAGGGUGUAUCGGUGCAACGACACGACCUUCAACGGAUGCUUUGCCGUGACCAACUGCACUCAGAAUAGCUUCGACACCACGUUGGAGGUGCAAGUUGACUGCAGUCGUGGGCUUCCACUGGACGAACGUAGCGAGGAAGAUUUGGACUUGUUUGCCAUGCGCUGGAAACAGGCCCUGAGCGAUGAUUGCGGCAUCACUGGACGGUUGUGCCGGUACUAUGGCGACACGGCAGAGUCGCUGCAAGUGAUCAAUGGAUCCACCUUCCGCACCACCGCCCUCAAUGCUGCCCAUGCGGAAGACCUUGCGAUUUGCGCAGAGACUGCGCAGUUUCGUUUCAACCGCUGCACCGUCGUGUCUGUGGUGGAGGUGUCGGCCACGACGACAACCACAACAACAACGACAACAACCACAACGACCACAACAACAACAAUCACAACAACCACAACAACCACAACAACCACAAUAACCACCACCACUACUACGACAACAACAACAACAACAACAACAACAACAACAACAACAACAACAACAACUACAACGACAACGACAACGACCACAACAACAACAACAACUGCACCGCCUUGUGACUAUGACUGCGAAGACAGUGUGCAGUUGUGCAUCGGCAAGGCGUCGCUGGACACGGGAAACGGGCGGGACGUCUUUGCAGAGUGCAUGACAGCCAGAUCACACCACAGCAGCGGCGCGUUUGUGGCGUUGGGAGUCUGCCUGGCAGACUGCGACGAAGUGACGGGCACCACCACGCGCGAUGAAACCCAUCCAAUCUACUUCUGCUAUCAGAUGUGCGCGUUCAGCACAGCUGAUGUCGACUGCGAUGUCGUGUUCACGUCAACUACCACAACAACAACGACGACAACAACAACCACAACAACAACGACUACUACGACAACUACGACAACGACCACUACGACGACUACGACCACGACAACUACUACCACUACCACGACAACCACGACCACUACCACGACUACGACCACCACCACCUGCGCAACCACUGUCGCAACGGCGGGCACUGCAACGAGUGGACAGUCUGAAUCGACAGACGUCAUGUUCGCUUCCAACGGCAUUGGCUAUGCGUGCCCUGGGUCAGCGACGUAUGUGAUGACCAUCGAUCCCAGCGACGACAGCGUCAACGCAACAGCCAUUGAUGUGUCUGCAUACGGCACGAACCUGAACUGGUACGGCGGCGCAUUCUCCAACGGAUACGCCAUCUGCGUCCCAUAUCAUUUGAAAAACAUCGCGCUUGUCAUCGACACCAGUGACAACAGCAUUAGCACCACUACCUUUUCAACGUCUUGCUCCAGCGCUUGCUACCGAGGGGCCACUGCCGUCAACGGCAAGGUCUACGGCACACCAUUCCGUGCAUCGGAGCUGCUCAUCAUCGACGCUGCCACAGGCACCACAGACACCAGCAUCGACGUGUCUGCUUACGCACCAGGCGUCACCUACAAGUGGGCUGGUGCCGAGGUGGCAGCUGAUGGUCGCAUCUUCAUGGCGCCGUGGAGCAGCAACAAUAUCCUCGUCAUCGAUCCCGACACGAACGCCGUCUCCACCAUUGCCAUCCCAGCACUCGACAAAGCCUUCGCAGAUCUUGUUGCAGCACCAAAUGGCCUCCUCUUUGGCGUUCCCUCGGAUGCCACCUACGUGCUCAUUGUGGAUCCUAGCGACGACAGCGUCGACACGACGAGCAUCACCGACAUCAGCUCUGGCACCUUCAAGUGGCUCGGUGGCGCUGCUGCUUCAGAUGGCCUCUUGUACAUGGUCCCGUCGAGUGCCUCAACCAUCCUCGCUGUGAACCCAACAACCCUGGAAGUCACGGAAGAAUCCUCGCCUGUCAAAUACUGCGGCUUAGCCCGCACCGCUGACAAUGGUGCUGUGUAUUCGACAACGGGCUAUGCUGCCGCCUUCUUGGUGAUCGGGCCAACUUGUGCGUGAGCUGACUUGGGUGGGUGUGUUCUGUUCGCACAAUCGUGGCACUGUAUGGACCACGUGCGCCUCUGUGCUUUCGGUCUCUAUGAUGGCGCUUGUCCUCGUUGCUGCUGCUCGCUUGUUUUGUUUAUGUGUGCAUGUGUGCAUGUGUGAAGGUGUGUGUGUGUGUCUACCACGUGGGCUUGUGUGUUGUGUGUGCCCGACCGGGUGUGGUUGCUUGCCGUGUGACUGCGUGGUAUGAUCGAUCACACCGCGUGCUUGUUCUGAGGUGCUUUGCCCGUCAUCCUCAUCAAACCCGAGCUUGCAAGUGGGGUCCUGGUGCUCGUGUUUGACUGUGCAUUGUGCCUUCGUUUAACACCAUCUUCAGUGCUUCG
This is a messenger RNA of Salpingoeca rosetta, 2603 nucleotides long. RefSeq lists its product as uncharacterized. Gene Ontology annotation, molecular function: protein binding. The record is from RefSeq and is a predicted model, not a curated record. Lineage: Eukaryota; Choanoflagellata; Craspedida; Salpingoecidae. The coding region runs from base 1 to 2235 and encodes 744 amino acids. The transcript has 8 exons.